Penicillium verhagenii is the source of this 1956-nucleotide messenger RNA. RefSeq lists its product as uncharacterized. The coding region runs from base 1 to 1956 and encodes 651 amino acids. The transcript has a single exon. The record is from RefSeq and is a predicted model, not a curated record. NCBI's taxonomy places the organism in Eukaryota, Fungi, Ascomycota, Eurotiomycetes, Eurotiales, Aspergillaceae.
AUGUCUCAACGUCAGCUCUCGCGAACGCUCCCGAAGAACUUCACCUUCCCAUCAUUGAGCGCCGACGAACCCAGGACCCCCGAACGUCCCUCGACCCACAUCGACGUUCCGCCUCCACCGCGUCAUUCCUUCUCCAGUACCCGCCUCCCUCGCGUUCGCGUCCGCUCCGGCACUGAUGUUUGCGCGCGUAUGGACCUGGACUUGUUCCGCUUCCAGGGUCUACCUGAUCUCCCCUUGCCCUCGAUCGAAGUCGGUCACUCAAACGCGCCGCUCGAUUUAUCUCCCUCGGCGCAGCCCGGCAACGAUGAACGCUACCUAGCCCCACCGCGCCAGCGAGUGAUUUUCAAGACUCCUCCUGCUCAGAUUCGCGGUACUUCUUUUGAUUCAAAUGACGAAGCCCAGGCGUGGCCCUCCUGGGACCAAACUCCUGGAUAUAAUCUCCAGCGCUCGGGCUCAGUAUGUUCAAACCUUUCAGAUUCAUCUGUCGAAUCAAUCGAGACUUUUGCAUCGCGUCCAUCUGUAGGCGGGAGCUGUUCCAGUGUGGAGAGCGAUGUCUUUGGGUAUUUCCCUCUCGAAUUCACUAAGGAGACUGAAAUGUCGUCUCCCACUCUGCCCAAGAAGAACGCCCGGCGUCCUCAUGUCAAGGAGAAGAUUUUCUCUCGCGAGAUGGACAACCAUCUGUGGAAUACCUACCAGAUGUAUCUGCAAGACCCUACCAUGACUCCCUUCAAGAUGACCCCGGGUAGCAUUCCCCCCUUGGGCGUCACGUCCCGCGUGGCCCGCCGAGCGAGAAAGACUUGGGAGAACAAGAAGCUCCGUAUGGGCCAGUCCUUGCUCAUGGUCUCAGACCGUAGCGGCAGUUCUACCCCGAAGGCUUUCGUGGACAACAAGACUCCAUGGCCCAAGUCCGACUCCAAGACCCGCAACCGCUUGAAGAUGUUGUGCCGCCGCAAGUUCUCGAUCAUGCCUCAUUACCAACGUAUGAUGCAGUCUUGCAGUCCAGAACCUGCACCUGACAUGGGUAAUGAUGCCUACCAACCUGACAACUCUGCCGCCUACGGCACCCGCGACCUCGGUGUCUCUCUUGUCGCCUCGUACGACCCGACUCCAUUGACUCAACUUGCCGAGGAGCCUGCUCCCGAGUCGAAGACUGAAUGGUUCAAUAAUCCCGUGCAAAACAUGGUCGAAAUUCCAGAUGUUCGACCCUCUAACCAACAUUUAAACGUUGAACCCUGCAGCAUCCCACGCCUGGGUUCGCCAUUUGUUUACAGUACUUGGGGCCCCGGAGGCUCAGAGCGUGCAGUUGAAACUGUACCCAUCUCUGCUCGCCGCCAGACAGUGCAUGCUGCUCCAACUCGACCUCGGCGUAAUACCCACUUUGACAUGACCCCUCGGGAGCAAGAUGAUGUGUUCUCCCCCAAGGUCCACGUUAACCGAGAUCCCUCCGAUGAAGAGGUUCACCAGCGCUUGAAUACCUACCUUCGAGACAACAAAGUUCAAGACAUUGGCCAUGGCCGCGUUCGCAUCCGUGGCCGAGGUGCCACCACCGGUGCCGCUGAUCGUUCUCGGGAUGUUAGCCAGCUGUUCUCGCCCCCUUCAUCUCUCAACUCUUCUCAAAUUGAGCCUGAGGAAACGACACCUAUUACCAAGCCUCCCGUCAAUUCAUUCUUGAAUCUUGGAGGUGAGAAUAUCAAGCGCCUUGGCUCCCCCUUCAAAGUGGAAAGUCAAUUUAAGCGACGUACAACCCCUGGACGAUUCAUUCGACAUGCACCUUCGCUGUCUGAUCCAUUCUCAAGCGGUGGUAUUUCCACCUACCCAGGCUCUAUGAAUCCUUCACCCAUGCAGGAGCAGCAAACCCGACAAGGACCCCCUCUACAGAACCCAUUUGAGGAGGGCCUCUCGGAUGCUGAGCGCAUUCGGCGGGAGAUCCUAAGCAUGCCUUUCAUGCGCAAUUAA